AUGACCACGGGAUUCGCCUUCCAGUUCUGCAACGUCUCCGCCCACGCCGACCUCCUCCUGGCCACCGCCAACGGGACCGCCGCGGCGCCGCCCACGCAGACGUACCUCGCCCGGCCAUGGAAGCAAUACUCCCGGGUGGUGUUCAUGCAGUCGUACAUCGGCGACGUGGUGCGCCCCGAGGGGUGGCUCGCGUGGGACGGGGACUUCGCGCUCGACACGCUCUACUACGGGGAGUACAUCAACACCGGGCCCGGCGCCGGCGUCGCCGCGCGGGUCAAGUGGCCCGGGUUCCACGUCAUGACCAGCCCCUCCGAGGCCGGCAACUUCACCGUCGCGCAGUUCAUCGAGGGCAACAUGUGGCUGCCGCCCACCGGCGUCAAGUACACCGCCGGCCUCACGUCCUGA
Messenger RNA from Miscanthus lutarioriparius, 405 nucleotides. The record is from the annotation of a GenBank genome assembly. Lineage: Eukaryota; Viridiplantae; Streptophyta; Magnoliopsida; Poales; Poaceae.